UAGUGAGAGCCUGGACUUUAGUGGCUCCAAGGGUCUGCUACUAUGGCAGAGAAGCCUGUGCUCCACUACUUCAAUGCCCGGGGCAGAAUGGAGUGCAUCCGCUGGCUCUUGUCUGCAGUGGGAGUGGAGUUUGAAGAGAAGUUUAUAACAUCUCCAGAAGACUUGGAAAAGUUAAAAAAUGAUGGGAGUUUGCUGUUCCAGCAUGUGCCAAUGGUGGAGAUGGAUGGGAUGAAGCUGGUGCAGACCAGAGCCAUUCUCAACUAUAUUGCCGCCAAACACAACCUCUGUGGGAAAGACCUGGAAGAGAGAGCCUUGAUUGAUAUGUAUGCAGAAGGCAUAGCAGAUUUAUGUGAAAUGAUCAUGCAAUUGCCACUAAGUCCUCCAGAUCAAAGAGAUGCCAAAAUUGCCUUAACCAAAGACAGGACAAAAAAUCGUUACUUGCCUGCCUUUGAAAAUGUGCUAAAGAGCCAUAGACAAGACUACCUUGUUGGCAACAAGCUGAGCAGGGCUGACAUCCACCUGGUGGAACUUCUCUACUACAUUGAAGAACUGGACUCCAGCCUUCUGGCCACUUUCCCGCUGCUGAAGGCCCUGAAAAUCAGAAUCAGUAACCUCCCCAAUGUGAAGAAGUUCCUACAGCCUGGCAGCCAGAGGAAGCCUCCUACUGAUGAGAAAACUAUUGAAGCAGGCAGGAAGAUUUUCAAGUUUUAACAAAGCACUGUCUCAGCUUCUUGCCCAGGCCCACACACACCAAAUUUCUGAGGUUUUGCAGCAAGGAAAUGUUUGGCCUAAAUGUAGAAUCUU
Molecule: messenger RNA, 804 nt
Organism: Jaculus jaculus (lesser Egyptian jerboa)
Lineage: Eukaryota; Metazoa; Chordata; Mammalia; Rodentia; Dipodidae
Product: glutathione S-transferase A1-like
Exons: 7
Coding region: 43-711 (222 amino acids)
Biological process (GO): xenobiotic metabolic process; glutathione metabolic process
Cellular component (GO): extracellular exosome; cytosol
Molecular function (GO): glutathione transferase activity
Source: RefSeq, a predicted model, not a curated record